Chaetomium strumarium is the source of this 1610-nucleotide messenger RNA. RefSeq names its product Sodium:dicarboxylate symporter. Gene Ontology annotation, biological process: L-glutamate transmembrane transport. Gene Ontology annotation, molecular function: L-glutamate transmembrane transporter activity; glutamate:sodium symporter activity; neutral L-amino acid transmembrane transporter activity. The coding region runs from base 100 to 1512 and encodes 470 amino acids. The transcript has 2 exons. Gene Ontology annotation, cellular component: plasma membrane. The record is from RefSeq and is a predicted model, not a curated record. Lineage: Eukaryota; Fungi; Ascomycota; Sordariomycetes; Sordariales; Chaetomiaceae.
UUAUUAUGGACCAUAUUGCCUCCCGGUUGUCGACCAUCCAGGCUUUUCCGGUCUCUACACGAGUGAAAGUCUUCGACUCGUCACCGCCAACAAGACAAAAUGUCUGAGAAAACUCCCGCGGCGGACGCCGGCUCAGCCGAGCUCCAAAGGUCUCACAGCACGCAAGCCGAGGAGCCAGCGGUUAAAGUGAAGACGCCAUGGUGGCACUCCGUGGUCGAGGCGGGUUCGGCGACGCAGAUCGUCAUCGCUGCCGCUGUUGCCAUCGCCAUCGGAGUGGCUGUUAGUUCGACAGUCGAAAACAUCCCCGCCGCCGCCGUCACCCUCGUCGGCAUUCCGGGCAGGUUGUGGCUCCGCGCGCUGAGAGCCUGCGUGCUCCCCUUGAUCGUCACCGCUAUUGUUCUCGCCGUGCAACGACUGAGGAAGAUGUCGGGCGGCGGUCAGAAGCUGGCUCGGGUGACCAUCAUCUACUACGUGGGCACGACGCUGCUGGCCAUCGUCAUCAGCACCAUCCUGACGGACCUGGUCUGGGCACGACAGAUGCAGCGGGUCGGCGAGGCGAGCCUGCAAGUGGACGAAGCCGACGCGGACACGUACGAGGAGCGGAAGGCGGUGGCGAUCCACAUGGUGGUGCAGGACAUGUUCGACUCGCUGAUCCCGCAGAACGUGGUGCACUCGCUGGCCAACGACGCGCUGCUCGGCAUCCUGGUGACGGCGGUGGUGGUGGGCUACAUGCUGAAGCCGACGUCGCACAUUGUGCGGGCGCUGGAGGAGAUCGAGGAGCUCAUCACCAAGAUCAUCGGCUUCCUGAUCAAAAUCGCCCCUGUCGGCGUCUUCUUCCUGAUCCUGCCCAACCUCUUCAAGCUGAACAUCCGCGACGUCGGCCACAACCUCGGCAUCCUCAUCGGCGGCGGCGUCGCCAACAUGUUCAUCCACCUCUUCAUCGUGCUGCCCAUCCUCUUCUUCGCCCUGACGCGCCAGAACCCGUACGCCUACUGGGCCAAGUGCUCCCCGGCCUGGCUGACCGCCUGGGGUUCCUCCUCGUCCGCCGCGACGCUGCCCGUGACCAUGAAGUGCGUGGCCGCCCGCGGCGUGCCCUACACCAUCAACAAGUUCACCGUGCCGCUAGGCUGCCUAGUCAACAUGGACGGCACGGCCAUCUACUUCCCGCUGUGCGUCGUCUUCCUGGCACAGACGCAAGGGCUCAGCCUGACGCCGGCCGACUAUACGAUCGUGUGCCUGCUGUCGACGCUGGCCUCGAUCGGCACGACGCCCAUCCCGAGCGCCUCGCUGGUGCUGACCGUCAUGAUCGCGCAGAGCGUCAACGUGCCCAUCACGGGCAUGUACGGUGUGAUUAUUGCGAUCGACUGGUUCCUGGACCGCUUCCGCACGGCCCUGAAUGUCAGUGGGGAUUUGUACGCUGCUGCUGUCAUCUACAAGAUCACGGGGAUUGAGGACCCGCCUGAGGAGGAGGGUAUGGUCGGGGAGGUGAGGGAUAACACCGAGCGUGUUUGAUGAAAGAUGAGGAUGGGUUGGGUUCUGUGAUAUGAUAUCCCAUCCAGUUGUGGCCUGAGAAUGGUCUAAGAACAGUAAAUAUGAUUGAUGAAUACAAU